GAUCAACCACUCAGGCAGGUAUUGAAAUGAGUUCGUUUUAUGCGCUAUUAUAUCACUCCUGUGAGAGCGCGCGCAAUGCAUUCAUUCAACAUAUGCAAUGGCGGCCAUUCCGUUCUGAGGAGAGAUAAAUCUGUACUCCACCAAUCAGUGGCAAAUAUUUUUCAAGGAAGCUGGUAGAAAGUGAAUAGCAUCCACGAUGGCAUCGCGAUUCUUUGCAGGAGGAUCAUCGACGGAAAGUGAUUCGGAAUCCAGUGACGACGGGAUCCUAGUCCCACAGAAGCAGGCCCCCUUGACUCGUUUCUUUCUGAGUGACGAUGAAGAGGAGACCAAGCGUGUUGUGCGCAGUGCAAAGUCAAAAAGACAUGACGAGAUAUCGGAGUUCAUCAAACAGAUCAAAAAUCAGAAGAAGAUACGAGAUGUCUCCCGGGUCCUGACCAGUUUUGAGGAGAUGAUGAAAGUGUAUACCAAGGCUCAGAAUGUGCUCAACACCGACGAUGGCCAGUGCCCUCGGUUCUACAUCCGUUGUCUUGUGGAACUGGAGGAAUUCGUCAAUGAAUUAUGGGAAGACAAGAAGAAGCUGAACAAGGCCAAUGCCAAGUCGCUCUCCUCGUUGAGACAGAAGCUCCGGAAAUACAUGAAGGAGCUCGACGCACAGAUUACUAAAUACAAAGAUAACCCAGAUGCAGAAGACAAGGAAGAGGAGGAGCGCGAAGUGGAGAAGAAAGAUGAAGAGAGCGAUAGUGAAGAGGAUGAACCUAAAUCUGCUCCUGUCAUGAAGAAGGUCGCACCUCCAAAGGUCAAACAAGAAGGAGAUUAUGAUGAUGAGUCUGAUGAUAGUUGGGAUGCAUCCAUGUCGGAGGAUUCUACCUCUGAUGACGACGUACCAGGAAUGACGACCCUCACAGCGGAGUACUUCUUGAAGAAGACGACGACUGGUGAUGACAAAGCCUCCAAGAAGAAGGAGCGUCGCAAGGACAGAGUGCGACCGAAAGAUGAGGAAGCUUUGGAGGAGGAAGAAGAAAAUGAAGACGGAGAAGGCAAAUGGGAAAAGGUCAAAGGUGGCAUCAAACUUGAGAAGGAGAAGCCCAAAAUGUUUGCCAAGGAUGUGGAGAUUACCCCUACCGUUGUCCUGAAGAAACUCGGCGAGAUCGUCGGCGCUCGAGGUAAGAGGGCGACCAAUCGUGCAGACCAGAUUGAGCUGCUGAAGGAGCUGAGGAACAUUGCCAGUCAGCACAACCUCGGACUGGGCGUCGACCUGAAGGUAGCCUUCCACGUCAUGUCGGCCGUCUUUGAUUACAAUCCUAACGUGGCCACGUGCAUGAAGCCUGCCAUCUGGGAAAUGUGCUUGGCUCUUAUGCAGGAGAUGCUUGAUAUCCUGAUGGCCAACCCAGAUGUGUUUGUCUCUGAGAACUUGAAUGAAGAUGCUGAAAGCCUAUCAGAGCCUCCGUACAAGGUCCGAGGUUGCAUUCUGACGGUGGCUGAACGUCUAGACGAGGAAUUCACCAAGAUGCUUCAAGCAACGGAUGCCCACUCUACAGAAUAUGUGGAAAGGUUGAAGGAUGAGACUAUUGUGACAGGCCUCAUCGUGCAACUGCAGUCCCAUCUUGAGAAUACGAGUACAUCCUCCGAGAUCUGCAGGGUUUACCUGAGGAACAUCCAACAUAUCUACUACAAGUACGACUAUGAGAAGCUACGUGAACUGGAGAAGUCGCGUGCCAAGACGGAAGAAGAGAGCCAGGAAAAGACGGAUGAGAGCAAGGAAAAGACAGAUGAGAUCCAAGAAAAGACGGAGGGAGAGGGCCAGGAAAAGACGGAUGAAAGCCAAGAAAAGACGAAAGGAGAGAGUCAGGAAAAGACAGAUGAGAGUGAGGGAGAAAAGAAGAAGGAAGAAGAGAAACCAACAGAAGAGGUCAAACUAGAAGAAGGAGAAGAAGAGAAAGAGAAGGGAAAGGGAGAAGAGGAUUCUCUGACCUUGAUGGACAGGAUGUGCAAGUACAUCUACUCCAAGGACACCACCGAUCUGAUCCGUACCAGGACGAUGCUGUGUCACAUCUAUCAUUAUGCUAUCCAUGACCGUUGGUACACUGCCAGAGAUCUUAUGCUCAUGUCCCAUCUGCAACAGACCAUCCAGUUCUCUGAUAUCCCCACGCAGAUUCUGUACAACCGUACCAUGGUUCAGCUCGGUCUGUGUGCAUUCCGUCAUGGUAACAUCAGGGAUGCCCACAAUGCAUUGCUUGAUAUCCAGAGCGGAGGACGAGCCAAGGAACUUCUAGCUCAGGGUCUUCUCAUGAGGCAGCAGGAGCGUGACGCACAGCAGGAGAAGAUAGAGAAGAGCCGUCAGCUGCCCUUCCACAUGCACAUCAACCUAGAGCUCUUAGAGUGUGUCUACCUGGUCUCUGCUAUGCUGCUUGAGAUCCCCUACAUGGCAUCCCACCACUUUGACAUCCGUCGUCGCAUGAUCAGCAAGAGUUUCCACCACCAGCUGCGUCUGAGCGAGCGCCAGACCCUGAUAGGGCCCCCUGAGAGCAUGCGUGAGCACGUGGUGGCGGCCUCCAGGGCCAUGCGCUACGGUGACUGGCGAGGCUGCAAGAAGUUCCUCAUCAACGAGAAGAUGAACAUGAAGGUCUGGAACCUGUUCAAGGACUCUGACCACGUCAGGAAACUCAUCACCAGGAAGAUACAGGAGGAGAGCUUGAGGACCUACCUCUUCACCUACGGCAGUGUGUAUGAUGCCUUGAGCUUGAUUACUCUGUCUGACAUGUUUGAGUUGGAGAAGACAGCAGUACACAGCAUCGUCAGCAAGAUGAUCAUCAAUGAAGAACUCAUGGCCUCAUGGGAUGAGCCAGCUGCUACCAUCGUGAUGCACCGCUGUGAACCAACCCGUCUCCAGCACCUCUCGCUCCGUCUAGCCGACAAGGUCUCCAACCUGGUCGAGAACAACGAGCGUCUCAUCGACGCCCGCAUGGGCGACAACCGCUUCAAGGGUCGCGACUUCAACAAGGACGGCAACCGACGAGAAGGCGGCUACAAGGAUGGUGGCCGCGGUGGCUACAGGGGAGGAGGCAGGGACAACCGCUACCACGGAGACAAUCAGGGAGGCAACCGCUACCGAGACGGAGGUGGUAGGAGGGGCGGUUACAACCGAGACGGCGGCGGCGGUAGGAGGGGCGGCUAUAACAGAGACGGUGGUGGAAGAGACAACUACAACCGGGAUGGCCAGAGCGGUGGAUACAGGGGUGGAUACCGGGGCGGAUACAACCGCGGAGGUGGAUAUCAAGAUCGAGGAGGUCGAGGAAGAAAUCGUGACCAGGGGCGGAACUACUAGGCAAGCUUCAUGACGUCUGUCAGUAACAGGAUCUUCUAAAUCUCCUGUGAUUCCAUCUGUCUGUAGCAUUGGAUUUCUAUUAUAUAUUUAAUAACAGAUUCCAUUUAUCUAACUAGUGAAAAUAAGAGCAUAGAUGUAUGGUGCUUAAUAUUAACACAAUUGUUAUUUCAGACAUCAUCAUCUUUCCAUCAUUAGAUAUUCAAUUGAAAGAUUUCUGUAAAAUGCUCUUGUUUGUGUUUAAGAUGGGGAUUCUAUAUUCUGUUUUAUUUUCUGAGAUUGUUACCUAUGUAUGAUGUCACCAUCAUGAAAUACAUCUAUUAAUAAAAACUAAUAAUGAAAGUGUUAGUCUGUUAUAAUGAUACAAGCCUCACACCCAAUAAAAAAAUUGCGUACUCUUAACCUUUCAUAAAGUUGUAUCGUCAGUAUAAAUCCUGUAUAUGGUUAUUUGGAACUCAACAGUUUCAGUAAUGGUAAUUCCUCGUCCCAAUGUUGGCUUGACUCUUAAUUUCACAACUUAAGGUGAACUUUAAUCCCUUCAAUUGCCAUGGUUGGCAGAGGCUAUCAAAAAACUCAAGUUUUUAAUGAUGUCUUUGUACAACGAAGGUCCACAUGUUUCUUCGAGAAACGGAACAAUUACUUCUUCCAUUAAAACUUCAGAUGUUAUAUGCUUAAGUUAUCAAUAGGAACAGGCAUUUCGAGACAAAUUUUCAAAUCAAAGUUAAUUUAUGACAAUUGUACAGAUACUUGCUCACCAAGUAGGGAUCAAUUCUUGGCUUUUCCUCUAUAUUUUAUUCCCCUAGGUUUCCUUUUUUUAGCCUGUAGUGAAAUGCAUGAAAGUUUGUCACUUACCAAGAUGUAUUUAUUGGUAAAUUUAGCUCAUUUUGGGAUUCAUUGAAAUUCUGAUCAUGUUUCAACGAUACAUUAUUAUUAUUUCCUUCUUCUUUGUCUCUCAGUCUGUUGUGGUCUCAAUUUAUUCGAAACAAAUUGAGGAGUUAAUUGAAUCUGUAUUGAAUUAAAAUAAAUUACAGAAGAGAAA
This is a messenger RNA of Strongylocentrotus purpuratus (purple sea urchin), 4361 nucleotides long. RefSeq names its product eukaryotic translation initiation factor 3 subunit C. Lineage: Eukaryota; Metazoa; Echinodermata; Echinoidea; Camarodonta; Strongylocentrotidae. Gene Ontology annotation, biological process: translational initiation. The record is from RefSeq and is a predicted model, not a curated record. Gene Ontology annotation, molecular function: translation initiation factor activity; RNA binding; translation initiation factor binding. Gene Ontology annotation, cellular component: eukaryotic translation initiation factor 3 complex. Bases 197 to 3325 code for a protein of 1042 amino acids. The transcript has 20 exons.